GAAUUCUGAUGAUUUUUAAAAAUUUAUUCUUUGCUUCUUUCCAGUAACAUUUGAUACUGUCCACUAAAAUUAGCUAACUCUCUCAGCUUCGUUGCAUUUUUUGACUUGCUAUCUUUUCAUUGUUUCUGCAUAUAAUUGCUAUCCUGGGUGAGUAGCCCUGGUGUCUUUUUUCCUCUCAGUAUAUUCAAGAACACUAAGCACAUUUCAAAGGGAAGUGACUUUUAAACCCAAAGUGUCAGUUUGUGAUCUAAACAACUUAUCUUUUUUUCUACUCAGUGUAAUCUGUGAUAGUAUCUGUCUGUUAUACAGAAACAAAUCUAGGAAAAGUCAACCUCUAACAUAUUGUGAAAUUGCUUGUUUGGACCUUUUCUGAGAUAUAUUAUAAAUAGAUGCUAGUCUAAAACAGAGUGGGCCCAAAACAGCUCAUUGGUUAGGAAGGCAGACUGUGGUGUCUGAAUGCUCAGUCUGGUUCUGAUUCUACCAUUGAGGAGCUGUGUGACUGUGAGCAAUUUAACCUCUUGUACCUCAGUAUUCUCAUUUGUAAAAAUAGGAAAUAUAGUACCUACCUUAUGAGAAUAUAGUAAGGAUCCAAAGAAUUAUCACCUGUGAGGUGCUCAGAACAUAGUAAGCACUCAGAACACAGCAACACUCACACACAAUUAGUAUUAUUUGAAAUAUCUACAUUGAAUCUGUAUAUGUUAAGUAGAUUGUUACCGUUUCUCUGAUGUAUCCUGUAAACAAACAGCAAGAUUUAAAUUGACACUUUCUGUUGUAGAUUUAGCUGUACAGAAAACUAAUUGUGGAGUUCAUACAGACAUGAGUUAUUUCCAGGCUGGCUAUGCCUGUUCAUUUUUUUCAUUAACUAAUAAGAAAAACAAUUUAAUAUUAUUAAAUUACCUGUUUUAAUUCUUUGGACAGUGUGAGUUAUUUACUUUUUAUCCCCUAUAACCUUUUCCAUUCCACUUAAAUUAGCCAUAUUACUUAAACCUGUUAUGAACUAAAGUAUAUAAACAUUUUUUAAAUCUCUAAAUGGAUCAGUCUUAUAGUAAAAUAUUUGACCAAAAGGUCCAGGGGCGGAGUUAAUAGUUUUUAUGGAUAUUUGUCUAAUAUCAAUAAAAUAUUCUAGAUGUUAAAAUAUCAAAUUUAGUAAGAUGUAACUUCUCCUCAAGAUUUUUUAGAAACUUCUUAGGAAUGUGGUUUAGAGCCUAGCAAAAACUAGCAGAGUUCUAAGUCACAUAAAGUGAGUGAAGUCGGUACAGAUGCCUCAGCCAAACUACUCCCCCCACAAAAAAAAGCACCAGUCUUCUGUACUUUCUUGCAUUUGUUUCAGAUCCCUUUUGAAAUACUAUUAUCAAUUUAUCAAAUUGUAAGUUACCAAUUUAUGGAGUAGUGUCAACUUACCAAAACCAGUGCUUUCAGGUUCUGUGAGUCAGGAGGGUGGAAUGUGACUCACCCUCACUCACACUUUUCUAUGGCCUUUAUCAGUUUCUUUAUGUACUUUGGUAAAGUGAGUGGCCAUGAUACUUUUAAUAGGACAAAAAGUGCUAGAAUGUAGAAGGGGAGAAUACAGUAUCCCCCCCUUUAUCUGUAGGGGAUACUUCCAAACCACAGAUAGAACCUAACCCUGUAUAUAAUCUAUUUUUUCCUAUACAUACAUACCUGUAAGAUAGUUUAAUUUAUGAAUUAGGCACAGUAAGAGAUUAAUAGUGAAACAGAGCAAUUACUCAAAAAGAUACUAUAGUAUAUGUGAAUGUGGUCUGUCUCUCUCAACAUAUCUUAUUUUACUGUACUCACCUAUUUUCAGGGUGCGAUUGAGAACGCCUGUAACUGAAACCAUGGAUGAGGGGACUACUGUAUUUGUUUUGAAUUGUAUUUUGGGAUUUUGCGGUAAAUCUACUCGUUCAGUUCCGAAUCAGAGCAAUCAUGCAAACCUCAAAAAAGAAUUGGCCAUUUUCAUGUACACAUAAAGAUCACUUCAUUUGCCUUACUUUAGAAGUAUAAAGCUGUUGAGGAGCAAACGUGUUUCACACUGACAGUUUUGCUUAUAAUGCUAAUAACCACUGGCUCACUGACCUAGCCAAAGAAGAAUUAAAGAAGUCCACACGGAAUGUUUCUACUUACUUAGACCUGUCUGUUAAAAUGGAUACAAUAAAUGUAAUAGUCCUGUUCAUUUCUAACAUUAUCAUUGUGUUUAAGGUGUAUUAGGAAUGUCAACAAAGCAAGGAGAAAGAAAGAAGUCAACCCUGGAAUCACAGACUUAACAUACCUCAGCCUCUUGAAAACAGACCAGCUCACGUAAUUGAGAAUGAUUGUUUUCCUAAAAGGAUAGAAAGAUGUAGACAUUUGCUAAGACUGAGAAUGGAAGCAUGAAAGAAAGAAAAGAAGUGAUUUUUUUCACUGGCUGUAUAAUAUUUUUGCUUACAAAAGAAAAUUUUUAUUUGGAAAAAAUGAUUCUGCGUUUUGUAUGGAACCAGAAAAAAACCCGUAUAGUUAAGGCAGUUCGUAGUAAUAAAAAUAAAGCUGGGGGCAUCAGCAUACCAGAUUUUAGUCUGUACUACAAAGCCAUAGUGCUCAAGACAGCAUGGUACUGGCACAAAAACAGAGACAUAGACACUUGGAAUCGAAUUGAAAACCAAGAAAUGAAACUAACAUCUUACAACCACCUAAUCUUUGAUAAACCAAACAAGAACUUACCUUGGGGGAAAGACUCCCUAUUCAAUAAAUGGUGUUGGGAGAACUGGAUGUCUACAUGUAAAAGACUGAAACUGGACCCACACCUUUCCCCACUCACAAAAAUUGAUUCAAGAUGGAUAAAGGACUUAAAUUUAAGGCAUGAAACAAUAAAAAUCCUCCAAGAAAGCGUAGGAAAAACACUGGAAGAUAUUGGCCUGGGUGAAGACUUCAUGAAGAAGACUGCCAUGGCAAUUGCAACAACAACAAAAAUAAACGAAUGGGACUUCAUGAAACUGAAAAGCUUCUGUACAGCUAAGGAGACAAUAACCAAAGCAAAGAGACAACCUACACAAUGGGAAAGGAUAUUUGCAUAUUUUCAGUCAGACAAAAGCUUGAUAACUAGGAUCUAUAGAGAACUCAAAUUAAUCCACAUGAAAAAAGCCAACAAUCCCAUAUAUCAAUGGUCAAGGGACAUGAAUAGAACUUUCUCUAAAGACGACAGACGAAUGGCUAACAAACACAUAAAAAAAUGUUCAUCAUCUCUAUAUGUUAGAGAAAUGCAAAUCAAAACAACCCUGAGAUAUCAUCUAACCCCAGUGAGAAUGGCCCACAUCACAAAAUCUCAAAACUGCAGAUGCUGGCAUGGAUGUGGAGAGAAGGGAACACUUUUACAGUGCUGGUGGGACUGCAAACUAGUACAACCUUUCUGGAAGGAAAUAUGGAGAAACCUCAAAGCACUCAAGCUAGACCUCCCAUUUGAUCCUGCAAUCCCAUUACUGGGCAUCUACCCAGAAGGAAAGAAAUCCUUUUAUCAUAAGGACACUUGUACUAGACUGUUUAUUGCAGCUCAAUUUACAAUCGCCAAAAUGUGGAAACAACCUAAAUGCCCACCAACCCAGGAAUGGAUUAACAAGCUGUGGUAUAUGUAUACCAUGGAAUACUAUUCAGCCAUUAAAAAAAAUGGAGACUUGGGCGGCGCCUGUGGCUCAGUCAGUAGGGUGCCGGUCCCAUAUACUGAGGGUGGCGGGUUCGGACCCAGCCCCGGCCAAACUGCAACCGAAAAAUAGCCGGGUGU
Molecule: messenger RNA, 3748 nt
Organism: Nycticebus coucang (slow loris)
Lineage: Eukaryota; Metazoa; Chordata; Mammalia; Primates; Lorisidae
Gene: CD55
Product: CD55 molecule (Cromer blood group)
Exons: 2
Coding region: 2367-3740 (457 amino acids)
Source: RefSeq, a predicted model, not a curated record